AUGGAUCCAAAAGUUCAUCCAACGAGAGAUAAAGAGGCGGCUCGCCCGCUAUCCGCCGUCUUCCGCGUUGAAGGCAACGGGGUUGUUAGUAAGGUCCCAACCUUAACGACGAGCACGAAGCAAGAUAUUAUGAUCGAAACUCUUACGGCUGAAAAUGCUUCAGCUCACGAAGCUUUGCAUUGCUUGCACAUGUUGCGAUCAGAUGCAUCAUGUGGUUUGUCCACCGCAGAAGCAUCGUUACGGAGGCAGUAUCAUGGGUACAACGAAUUCGAGGUUACCGAACAAGAACCAUUGUGGAAGAAGUACACAGAACAGUUUAAAAAUCCUUUAAUUCUGCUACUACUUGCCAGUGCCGUCGUCUCACUUUUAAUGCGACAAUUCGAUGAUGCUAUCAGCAUUACUAUAGCUGUAGUAAUUGUGGUCACCGUGGGAUUUGUUCAGGAAUAUCGGUCAGAGAAAACAUUGGAGCAACUUAACAAGCUAGUGCCGCCUGCAUGUCAUGUAAUUCGCGAUGGGAAAGAACAUCCACUUCUGGCCCGCGAAUUAGUGCCAGGCGACGUUGUUUUGCUGAAUACGGGUGAUCGUGUACCCGCUGAUGUUCGACUUCUUGAAGCUUUUUCGUUGCAAAUUGACGAGAGCUCCCUUACUGGAGAAACGGAGCCGAAGCACAAGGAGACGAAACCCAUUCCUCAACAAAACGGAGGCGGCCAUGUUGAACAUAUGAUGAAUAUUGCAUUUAUGGGCACAUUGAUAUGCAAUGGAAGAGGGCGGGGUUUGGUGAUUUCGACAGCGGCAAAUUCCCAAUUUGGCGAAGUUUUCCGCAUGAUGCAAGGGGAAGAGUCACCAAAAACACCACUGCAAAAUAGCAUGGAUCAACUCGGUAAACAACUAUCCUUCUACUCUUUUGGUGUUAUUAUACUGAUCUUCGUUAUUGGACUCGUGCAAGGUCGAAAUGUACUUGAUAUGUUCACCAUUGGCGUGAGCUUGGCCGUCGCUGCAAUACCGGAAGGUCUUCCAAUAGUUGUCGCUGUGACGUUAGCGAUAGGCGUUAUGCGAAUGGCUGCUCGGAGAGCUGUGGUUAAAAAGAUGCCUGCUGUAGAGACACUAGGAUGCGUAACAGUGAUCUGUUCGGAUAAAACGGGUACUCUGACCAAAAAUGAAAUGACAGCAACAUGUGUUGUGACUCCAGAAGGUCGACGUGCGGAGGUGACGGGCAUUGGGUACGUAGUCGACGGAGGGCGUUGCACAUAUGAGGGAGAAGUGGUGAUGGGUUACAGCCAUCGUGAAUUCGCAACCAUUAUCGAAGUGGGCGUGGUUUGCAAUAAUGCUACAAUCAUGGCCGAUACUGUGAUUGGCCAACCAACUGAAGGAGCAUUGGUGGUGUUGGCGCAAAAGACCGGAUUGGAAGGAUCUCGGCAACAUUACAAGCGUGUUCGAGAGGUCCCCUUCAGCUCCGAAUCGAAGUGGAUGUCUGUGCAGUGUGACCAAAAUGGUCAAAUGAUUUUCUUCGUGAAAGGUGCACUAGAUCGUGUGUUGCAAUUGUGCGAUUCGUACUUAUCGGCUGAUGGAAGCAGAAAGCCGUUGGAUGACUACAUUCGCCAAAGGAUAUCAGAUGGAGGGCGAGGGUUGGGAGCCACUGGAUUAAGGGUACUUGCGAUGGCCAGAGGAGAUUCAAUGCAAUCAUUGAUGCUAGUAGGAAUGGUAGGAAUGCUGGAUCCUCCGCGACCUGGUGCUCCUGACGCGAUUUCCAUGGUUCGCGCGAGUGGAGUUGAAGUGAAGUUGAUUACGGGGGAUUCACAGGAAACUGCACAGAGCAUAGGUGCAAUGUUGGGUUUGUACUGUACUCCACAAGACAGUUGCCUUUCUGGAGCUCAGAUUGAUGGAAUGUCUGACCAAGAAUUGGAACUCGUCAUACGACAAGUAUCCGUGUUCUAUAGAGCCUCUCCUAGGCAUAAACUGAAGAUUGUUAAGGCACUGCAAGCCAUAGGUGAAGUCGUAGCAAUGACUGGUGACGGAGUAAAUGAUGCUGUUGCUCUCAAAAAGGCUGACAUUGGAGUGGCAAUGGGGUUGGGAGGCACGGAUGUCUGCAAAGAAGCUGCCGAUAUGAUUUUAUGCGACGAUGAUUUCUCCACAAUGACUGCAGCUAUUGAAGAAGGGAAGGCUAUCUACCAUAAUAUCACAAAUUUUGUUCGAUUCCAGCUAAGCACGAGUGUCGCAGCGUUAUCGCUGAUCGCCGCUUCGACUAUGUUCCAUUUUGAGAAUCCGUUGAAUGCUAUGCAAAUCUUAUGGAUUAAUAUCAUCAUGGAUGGGCCACCAGCGCAAAGCCUCGGUGUGGAACCGGUCGACGAUGAUAUCAUCCGACAACGUCCUCGUAAUGUACGUGAGCCAAUGCUCAAUCUUCGACUAAUGAUCGAUAUUCUCUGUUCGGCGGGGAUAAUUGUGCUUGGCACCCUGUUUAUUUUUUACAGAGAGAUGUCUGCUGACAAUCAAAUCACUCCUCGAGAUACGACAAUGACUUUCACCUGUUUCGUAUUAUUCGAUAUGUGGAAUGCGUUAAGUUGUAGGAGUUCCCGGAAGAUGAUAUGGCAAAUAGGGUUAAGGAGAAAUCGUAUGUUCUGCAUAGCUGUUAGUGCUUCGUUGGUUUGUCAGCUGCUUGUUAUCUACUGGUCGCCGCUUCAGCACGUCUUCCAGACCGAAGCGCUAUCAUUAUUAGAUCUUCUCUUCCUAACUGCUAUGACCUCCUCUGUUUUCAUAUUCAACGAGACAAAGAAGUACUUUGAUCUCCACAAAUCCACUGUUCAUACAAAGACCGAGGAGCCUUUGUGA
Molecule: messenger RNA, 2826 nt
Organism: Necator americanus (New World hookworm)
Lineage: Eukaryota; Metazoa; Nematoda; Chromadorea; Rhabditida; Ancylostomatidae
Exons: 26
Coding region: 1-2826 (941 amino acids)
Biological process (GO): manganese ion transport; calcium ion transmembrane transport; intracellular calcium ion homeostasis
Cellular component (GO): endoplasmic reticulum; Golgi membrane; plasma membrane
Molecular function (GO): ATP hydrolysis activity; P-type calcium transporter activity; ATP binding
Source: RefSeq, a predicted model, not a curated record